AUGAGAAUCGAAUUGCUGGGAUACGACACCAAUAGAAAUGUAAAUUUACACCUCGUUUUGCUGUGCAAAUCGCUGAAUCCGAUCCGAUCCAAUGCGAUACGCCAACAAGCCGUCCAUAUCAACGAGUACGUGCAAAUGUUUCAUAGUAUGGACGAGGCGGAGGCGGUUUUCAACAAAUACAGCUCUCAACACAUUUUCCAUAUUCCCAACAUCGGAUUGGCGGUGGUGAAGGCGAGCAAAAACAAAUCGCAUCGCAAAAUUUUUAGCCAAGAAUUCUACACGCACGGCUACGGCUACAAAAUGCUGUGCGUUGCGGCGCCCUAUGGCGACGGCAAAGCGCUCCGCGAGCACUUCUCAAUCUUCGUGUGCCUCCUCAAAGGCGACAACGACGACGUGCUCGCGUGGCCGUUUCGCUGUCCGGUCACGUUCACACUGCUCGCCAACGACCCCCGAAAAAAUGUUCGCAAGGUCUACAAUCCAGCCGAUCACGCCGACGCCAAGGAAUUGUUCGAGAAGCCCGUUGGCCUUCGAAAUCCCGCAUUCGGCUUUCAAAAUUUCGUCGAAUUGAGCGCCAUCAACGAGUACGCGCUCGGCAACGAUUUUUUCAUCGAAAUCCACGUGGCGUUGCGUCCCGAUGAUCUACAACGCGGCAAACAAGUCGACUCGUCGAAAUGCCAAGGAUUCGACAUUGAUUUGUCCUCCUAA
Caenorhabditis bovis is the source of this 705-nucleotide messenger RNA. Lineage: Eukaryota; Metazoa; Nematoda; Chromadorea; Rhabditida; Rhabditidae. The record is from the annotation of a GenBank genome assembly.